AUGAUAUCAUCAGUCCUUCGUACAAUGUCUACUUCAUCACUUAAGCCAAUCACUCUUUAUUCAAAGAAUACACCAAAUGUUGCCAAGGUUUAUAUAUUCUUGGAGUUGUUAGGUCUGCCUUAUGAGAAGGUCGAUAUGGACUUGGCCAAUGGUGAUCAGUUCAAGGAGGAAUUCGUAAAGAUCAAUCCAAACAGCAAGAUCCCCGCUAUCAAGGACCCCAAUGUACCAGAGGGUAAGAGUCCCAUUGUCCUAUUCGAGAGUGGUAACAUCCUCAUCUACCUUGCCAAGACCUACGGCAAGGGCAAGUAUCUCCCCAACGAGGUCACUCACACUCAAGAGCACUACGAUGUCCUCGGAUGGGUAUUCUUCCAAAUGUCAUCACUCGGACCAAACAUGGGACAGUAUGGACAUUACACAAGAUAUGCUGAGGAGAGACAUGAGUACCCAAUCAAGAGACAUUAUAAUGAGGUUCGCAGAUUGUUCCAUGUGAUUGAGCGUCAGCUUGAGAAGCAUGCUUAUGUUGCUGGCGAUGAGUUGUCGAUCGCUGAUCUGGCCAUCUAUCCAUGGAGCAAGAACAUCAUAUUGUUGCAAGAGGUCACUGAGAAGGACUAUCCAAAGUUAUUCGACUAUCACAACAGAAUGGCUCAGUUGGAUGCCGUCAAGGCCUACAAGGUCUACGAUGAUGAGCAGAACCUCAAGAGACCAACAUCAUACACCGCUGAGCAGCGUAAGACAUUGUUUGGUCGUGAUCGU
Messenger RNA from Acytostelium subglobosum LB1, 753 nucleotides. RefSeq lists its product as hypothetical. The transcript is spliced from 2 exons. NCBI's taxonomy places the organism in Eukaryota, Evosea, Eumycetozoa, Acytosteliales, Acytosteliaceae. The annotation marks the transcript as partial. The record is from RefSeq and is a predicted model, not a curated record.